Molecule: messenger RNA, 579 nt
Organism: Exophiala bonariae
Lineage: Eukaryota; Fungi; Ascomycota; Eurotiomycetes; Chaetothyriales; Herpotrichiellaceae
Exons: 2
Coding region: 1-579 (192 amino acids)
Source: RefSeq, a predicted model, not a curated record
AUGGACUUUGCACCCUACCAGGACGGGUCUCCUGAGUUGGAGCGCGCUCUAUCGCCUCCACCCGGCAAAAGAGGCUCCUUGGAAUCACCACGAGUUCGAUCUCCUCCGCCUCAGAACAGGCCUUCCCAAGGCAUCACACGUGCCAUCUCAGAUGUACAAUCCCUUCCGCCGCCGAGCUCCUUCUCCAACGAUGCGUUCUUAGGCGGUUCGUUAUCGCGAGAAGAGCGAGGUCAAAAUCUUGAAGCAUUCCAGACGAGUCUACCAAUGCGUCUGGAUCACGAAGCCAUGCUUGCGUACUUGCUGCUUCCUCCGGCCGGAGGUGUACUUCUGCUCAUUCUCGAGCACAAGAGUGACUAUGUACGAUUCCAUGCAUGGCAGUCUAGCAUGCUAUUCUCCGCCAUCUUCGUCUUGCAUUUACUCCUGUCCUGGUCGAGGUUCCUCUCGUGGAUUCUUUUUAUCGUUGACCUGGGUCUGAUUGGCUUUUUGACAUUACAUGCGUACCGGGAUGUAGAAAAUCUGGAUCAUUUCGAGGUUCCAUUUUUCGGCCAUCUCGCCAAUUCGUUUGUCGACAAUGAAUGA